Messenger RNA from Amblyraja radiata (thorny skate), 2376 nucleotides. RefSeq names its product suppressor of IKBKE 1. The record is from RefSeq and is a predicted model, not a curated record. NCBI's taxonomy places the organism in Eukaryota, Metazoa, Chordata, Chondrichthyes, Rajiformes, Rajidae. The transcript has 6 exons. Bases 74 to 682 code for a protein of 202 amino acids.
AGUGGAGGGAGAGGGCGGACGGGCAAGGUGCAGAGUGAGGGAGCGGCGCCGGGACCUGCUGGGUUGAGCGGUGAUGGCGUGCACAAUCGAGAAGGUGCUAGCUGAUGCAAAGUCCCUGGUGGAGCGACUGAAGGAUCAUCAUAAUGCAGCAGAGUCCCUCAUCGACCAGACCACCACCCUCAACAAGCGGGUGGAGAACAUGAAGGAAGUCGGGACUGGAAUCUCGGAUCGGAACCAGGAAGAUUUUGAAAAGUUGAAGAAGAUGGCCAGUUACAAACCGUACCCACUCCUUACUCAGGAGAACACACAGAUACGGGAUCUGAAGCAGGAAAAUAAAGAGCUGUGGCUCUCCCUGGAAGAGCACCGCUACGCUUUGGAACUCAUUAUGAGUAAAUACAGGAAGCAGAUGCUACACCUUCUUGCCGCUAAGAAACUGGAUAGUACACCAGUUACCAACUUGCACCAGGAGCAUUCCCAGGAGUUGCAAACUCACAUUGAACAGAUCUGUGACAUGGCCACAGUCAUGAGGAAAGCAGUACAAAUCGACGAUCCAGAAUAUUGCCAAAUUCAAGAGAAGAUAGCCCAGAUGGAGCUUGAAAAUAAAGAAUUACGGGAGCUUGUGUCAUUCAGCAAGGAAAUAAUUCUUAAGGAGAAUGUUGUUCAACUUCACUGUGAAAAGUAAUCUACAGGCUGUGCUGGAUGGACCCUGAAUCAGGUAGCUGCACUGACAGAACCAUUUGAAUGAUGUCUCCAACUGGUAACCUACUCUGUUACCACCAGUGCUGCUAAGACUGGAAUGGAGCUGGACAUUUCAACCAGAAGCUACUUUUUAAUUUUAGUGAGAUUUCUUGGUAGAAUACUUCCACUUGCUUUGGAGAAGCUUUGAAUUUGUAGGUUGCCUUUUUCCCUUUACAGCUCUUCCAAUAUUGACAAUAGUUUUUUGCAAUAGCUGUCCAUUCCACACAUCGUCUUGUGUGGAAGAAAACAGCAAGAACUCAGCCACUGGAUUUCUUCAAACUCUGGAUUUGUUCCGUCAACUACCAACAAGACAAGGACCACGAGCUUGGCAAAUCUACCUCUGCCUGCUUUUAAUUUCCAAAUGGUUCUCCAAAGAGAAAGAUUAUCUGCAACUUUAAUGCAUUGUAAUGGGAAAGAAAAGGUUAAAAAAGUGGGUCAUCUACUCUGACUUUAAUGCUUGUAACUUGAGUUUGAUUAAAAAUAUUGAUGAAGAGCAGUAUUGAUAGCUAGUUGGAAUUUUCUGAUGCAGUCACAUUGGCUUUACUCUCAUUGUGUCACCUAAAAUCAAUCAAAGUCCCUCUAUCCUUUGCCUCAAAAGGGAGAGGAUCUUGUCUCUUGUCCCAUUUUCUUAAUUUUAGAGUUGCAGCCUUAUAGCGCCAGAGACCCGGGUUCUAUCCUGACUAUGGGUGCUGCCUGUUCGGAGUUUGUACGUUCUCCCUGUGACCGUGUGGGUUUUCUCUGGCUGCUCCUGUUACCUCCCACACUCCAAAAAAAAAUACAGGUGUGUAGGUUAAUUGGCUUCAGUAAAAUUGUCCCUAGUGUGUAGGAUAGUGCUAGUGGAUGGGGAUUGCUGGACGGCACGGACUCAGUGGGCCGAAGGGCCUGUGUCCCCGCUGCAUCUCUAAAGUAAAAUCUAAACUGGAUAGAACAGUAGGGAAUGAUCAAGAUCAAGCUGCCUGUGAUGGCUCAAACCAUGAAAUAGCUGCUUGAUUCUAUCUAUUGCAAUUUUACACAAGACACACAUCCUCCUACAUCAGGCACUGAAAUACUGGCGCUGCUCAAUGUGAGUCACCACCGUCAGAAGAUUUGGGGGGGCAAGUAGAUAGAAAACCAGUAGAACACAAAAAGUCAACAGACUUGUGCUCAUCUUCUCUGAGCUGAACUGGUUAUAGUACAGGUGUGAUUGGGUUAUGUGAACACUUCUGCUGGAUCCCACUCUUGGAAAAUUGCUUGGAGCUAAACAGAAAGUGGACUUUCCCCAUUAAUGAUUCGGCAACACAUGAGACUAUUCAGUUGCUUCACUUCCUUUCGUUGUUUCUCGCGGAGAACUAUGACUAAAAGCUUACUUUCACUGAGCUCUGGAUAUUUUGUAUUAUCCAUUUAAUCCUGCUGUGAUGCAAAAUGGUGAGAGAAUGUGGUACACAUUGGAUUGAAAGGUGGAGACAUGGGGGGAAGCUUUGCUUGCUCUUUGCAUUUCUCUAGAAGCAGCUUGAAGCCUGGUCUUUGUGUAAUGGGGAAAUCUGCCGAGCAUCUAAUUUAGAAGCCUCUGAAACUAAAGUUGGAAUCUUACAAUUUGCUUGGCUAAGACCGACUGUUUGUAAAUGCCCAAAUAAAUUUCUGUAUGUAUUUUUUAACCAA